GGGAAACACUCAAAAUAGUUGACUGCUUCGCACUUAGCUCUUAUAUCAGUUAAGAAGGUAAAGGUGAAGACAAAACAUACUAAAAUGAAUUUUGCUAUUUUUUCCUCCUUGUAUUUACUGUGGAUGUUUUUAUCUCAGUGUGCCGAUGGUUCCGUUACCAUAAGUUCAUCAGCAGCGACUGUUCCGGAGGGGUCACCACUAACAUUAACAUGCACGUAUAUUGGAAUUGAUCACCUAUACUUAAUAAAAUGGAUAAACAAUGGAAACAAUUCGACACAAAAAUACGUUAUACCAAUCAACCAACCUGAACCAUGUUCAAUAUUUGGAAAACCUGGUCUCAACGAAAGUCUCUUCACCUACACCUGUCUCACGCUGACCAUAAAUGUGACACGGGAUAAUCAGAACGACAACUUUACGUGUCAAGCAAAUUUAAAUUUAAAGAGUGGUAAUAGUGUUAUCGUCAGUGUGUCAGUGCCUAUAUCAACAGUAGUUUUGACAUCACCGACCAAUGCAAGUGCCACUGUCAACGCGGGCUCAUCGAAGAAAUUCACGUGUCAUACAUCUGGGGGUCUUCCACAACCAACGGUGGAGUGGUAUAAGACGUCUAGUAGCAGCUGUACCAGGAAUGGCGUCAAGUUAAUAAAUUCCAUAUCCAGUUCUCCGUCUGAAAUCAAUGGUCUUAUACAGGUGGAAAGCUCACUGUUAUUCACAGCAUCCAGUUCGGAUGAUAGUCUCUGGAUUUGCUGCGCGGCAAGUAAUAUCAACUCUGAGUGGAAACUGUCAGGAACGAAGCUUCUAGACGUAAGAUAUCCUCCACCUAAUCCGCCAGUGAUUGACGACUUCAACACAAUAACGGACUACCAGAUGAUAGAGAAUAGCCCUGAACGGCUGACAUGUAGGAGUACUGGUGGAAAUCCUCUUGCCAGCCUUGCGUGGAGCUGUUACAAUGGCACCGAGUCAAACCCUAUCAUUAGCGGCGAUUCAGUCAGUCGUUCUGUACAGUUCACAGCGCGGCGUAACCAAGACAAUUCGUGUACGUGUACUGCCACGCAUGAGGCGGGACCAUUGCAACAGGCUAUAUUGGACGUCAAUAUUAUGUAUCCCCCUUCAAUCCCGGAAUUCAAACUAAACGGUACACCAGUGAGCAUCGUGAUUAGCAUAAUUAAAGACAGUGCUCAGACGGUGACGUGUCACAGUUUAGGAAAACCCAAUCCAUCUACAAACGAUUUCACUUGGACAAAAGGAAGUGUCGUUGUUAGUUCAAACUCGGUUUUAAGCUGGACCGGCGGAAUCAAAAUUCAGGACGGAGGCAGUUACAAAUGUAUCGUAACAACAACGAUGACACCUUCGGAUACCAGCAAAACUCCAGUUACAACAGAGGUAUCUUCUGAUGUCACCAUGAAUGUUCUAUACGGUCCGUCCACACCGGAAAUACGAAUGAACACUUUGAGUGGAGACGUGAUAAUGGACCAGAUCACGGUUGUGACUAACAGGCAGUUUGAUUUGGCAUGCAAGUCGACUGCGCAUCCAACCGCAAAUUACAGUUGGACAGGCGACUCAAGAACAGAUCACACACAGAUUCUACAGGAUAUCAUUACCACAAAGACAAACACUUCAAGGACUUGUACUGCCCAUAAUGUGCUGAAACCGUCCGUCGGAAGUAAGCAGACUCGAUCCUCGUCAGCUUCUAUAGCCGUGUUAAUAAAUUAUCCACCCGAGUCUGUCACUAUACGGCACACAACAGAAAAUGGUAACAUGGUUUUAUCCAAUUACAACAUCAUGGAAAGAGCAAACUUGAAGCUAUUUUGCGAUAGUCAAAGCAACCCAUCAUCAGCAUUUUCCUGGACAGGAUCAAACAUACUGCAGAAUGAGAGUGUUCUUCUCCGCAAUAAUAUAAGCAGGUCGGAGAAGGGUCAUUUGUCAUGUACGGCUAGAAAUACUAUGACGCAUAUGGACCAGCUUGUGGAAGGAUUGUCGUCUGCAAAUAUUACACUCAACAUUCUCUAUUCGCCACGGUUGCAUCAACUGUCCCGGCAUAACGCCCUGGAAGGUAAAAACUUAACUCUGAAAUGUGAAUACGAGCCAGGGUACCCAACAGAAACAACAGUCGUAAUUACUCGGUUAAACGACCGGAUUACCUGGACCGAAAUAACACAUUUCAUUCCAUCACUGAAGAGAAGCGAUGCUGGUAUAUACAGUUGCACAAUUCGUAACAUCAUGAAGCCAACGGGACAACAAAAUGAAAUCGUUGGAGAGGAUACUGGAAUAUUCGAAAUUAACGUUUGGUACAAAUCUUCUGUGUCCAAGUUUGGUUUAACCAGUCAUCCCGACGCGGUUAAUGUUACUGUUGAUGAAAACGCAGCUCUUAACUUCUUCUGUGAAGUUGACAGUAACCCAAACUCCACCAUUAUAUUUGGAAGAUCGGACAGGCUACAGGACAACGUUGUUCUAAAUAGAACCGACGGGUUUCUUCAUUUGGCAUUUGAUGUUCAACAAGCCGGCUGUCUUGAUACAGCAAGUUACUAUUGUCUUGGUUAUAACAACUACACAGAUAUUGAAACGGCGCCAAGAAAACAAAUGGACGUUUAUGUUCGAUGUUCACCAAGAGCAUCAGGAGGUCAACAGAAAAUCAAUGUUACCGGGGUCAUUGACGGGAAUGCAACGUUUUCGUUUGAUGUCGUUGCAUAUCCUGUUCCAAACGAAGAAGGAUAUGUAUGGCACAAAUGGAAUGGAACAACGUAUUCUAAAGUUCACAACAGUGACAAAUACACCAUCAACAAUGCCGGUGUUUUAACAACAUUCACCAUCAAUGCUAUUGAGCAAGAAGAUUUUUCAACCUACCUGCUUACGGUGUCAAAUGGAAUAAGUCCAGACCUCAACAAAAUAUUCAACUUAAAACCUCAAGAUGUCCCGCAGUGUCCGACUGAUGUAACAUUCAUUGCAACGACCUCGUCUUCAGCUACUGUGGAGUGGACCAGUCGCUUUAAUGGUGGCCUUACGCAAACAUUUUUUAUUUUGUAUAAAGCAAAUGAAAAUUCAGAAUACUUGGUUCAUACGGAAGAUGAGCUCGACCAGAAGAUACAAUACGAAACCGCAAUAAAGGGAUUAAAAGACGGAACGACGUAUGAUGUCAUUAUAUUCUCAAGAAACGAAAAAGGAAAUUGUAAACAAAAUACUUCACUCCAAUUCGAAACUAAACUUCUUGUUGAUUCCCCGCCGCCAUCAAAUGCAGCAUUGAUCAGAGGUUUGGCUGGUGGUAUUUCUUCAGUUUGCGUUGCAAUCGUCGUCGUCGUUGUUGUUGUUCUUGUUUUACGGAAACGAAUGUCUUAUAAAAAAGGUGAAUCACGUCAGGCACUCACCAAGGGCCAAAAAUUGCGGACUUUAAACGCUGUCGAAGAAGACGCAGAUGAUCUUCCUGAUGAGGUUGAAAAUCCAAUGUAUGAAAGCUCACAACCUGCAGCAAUGAAGCAGGACUCUCCUGAUGUCCUUUACGCGUUGCCCAAGAAAAAGGGUGGCGAUAUAUACGCUGUAGUAGACAAAAAAAACAAGCGACCAACUAAAUCCCAAGGCACAAAGAAGCAAAAGAAUGAUGCGCACGACAACGCCGGGUUCGAUAUUUACGAGAAUAAUCAAUCUCCUCAACAUCCAGCCAAGAAAAACGUCAAUCAUGACGGUCUUGUCUAUGCUGAUAUCGUAUUCGCUAAUCCUCCGAAAGGUCAAAAACGCUUGGUUAUUCAUGGAAUUGACGACAUGACUGUGUAUGCUGAUGUUGAUCUGACUAAGAAAGUUGAUCCUCUUCCUGAUAGCGACGGAGAAGAUGGUGGUAAAAAAGAACCCGGUAAAAAAUAAAAACACUGUAAUCCUACACUGAAAUUACAUAUUUUAACGUAUUAAUGUAAUAUUUUACUUUUCAUUUGUAUAUUAUGUGAUAAAUGUCGUGUUUUUUUUUUUAAAUACGUAUACGACACUGAUACAAUGCCAUUUACUGUAGACAACUCUAUAGUGUCUUUUCAUGGUGCACUAUCCAGUAUAAUAGAGUGGCAAUCAGUUUUGUGUUAGCUUAUAUAAGAGCCACAACAAUGACAAAAUAAGAAUAUUCAUUCGUAAUUUAUGAUCCCCAUCUUACAGAUUUGGCCAAACACUUAGGUGUACAGUCGAAACUGGCUUGCUCUAUAUCGCUUGACUCGAUUUACUCGUUGGCUCGAACUUGAUGUAAAGAACCGAAUUAAUUUUACUAUUUUUUUCUAUGUAUUUAUUUCCGCUUUGCUUGAUUUUCACGAGACUCGAAGUAUUUUGGUCGGUCCCUGAGAUAUUGAUCCAACGGGUCUCGACUGUAUAACAUUUUUGUUAGACAAAUCAACUUUGAUGCCAGCCAAUCACCUGAAUAUUACCGUACUGAAAUGUGUGCAUAUUACUGAUAAUGGUUUUAAACUACAUAUGUAAAUAUAUAUCCUCUAAUAAUUAUUCAAAUAAUUGUGUUCUUUAGCGUAUGUUUGCUAUUAGUGUGUUGAUGUCCAGGUUAUUUAUAAUACAUAGAAUGGGUUUAAAACCCACUAAUCGCUUUUUCGCAUGUCCAUUAUUAAUCUUGCUUGAACAGCUCAGUUCCCUUAACACUAUAACAAUUCAGCUUAUAUUGUUUGGAGACUUAUAUUACACCUUAAGUACCAACAAACAUGUCUUCCACCAAGUACAAACAUUUAUCGCUAACAUCGAACACACUCACCGUCUCUGGCUCGUCUAAGUAACUUUUCCUUUCCUUCAAUUUCUCUUUCCACUCUAUUUCUUCACUCCUGUUCUGUCUUCCGCACUACAAAAUGCCAAACGUAUUUUUAUGCUUAUAGAAAUACAUGUAUAUUAAAUUAUUUUAGAUUCUCGAUUUCUCCACUGUGACAACUAUCAAUGUUUGUUUAUUCCUCUUUAGUGUUCUAUUGUAAAUUAUGAAUAAAAUAUGACAACAUGUCAACUUUGGUAUUUCACCCAACAUGUCAACUAUUCUAAUGAUAUAUAGAAAAAAGACUUAGAUAAAGCAGUUAUGCCUUAUUAUAAAUCUUGUACAUGUGUACUUAAAUUCCUUGUAGAACUAAUUAUUGAUUUGUCUUACCUCAAAUAUUAACUAUGAUGACUAAUUUGUGAUUAUCUGCCUAUUACACUUGCUAUUAUGUGUGUUUUUGAACUUACUAUAUUACCAGAAUAAAACUAAACUAAACUCGUGUUGUCAAUCAAUAGUU
Messenger RNA from Mya arenaria, 5228 nucleotides. RefSeq names its product hemicentin-2-like. The transcript has 17 exons. Gene Ontology annotation, molecular function: cell adhesion molecule binding. NCBI's taxonomy places the organism in Eukaryota, Metazoa, Mollusca, Bivalvia, Myida, Myidae. The record is from RefSeq and is a predicted model, not a curated record. Gene Ontology annotation, biological process: cell-cell adhesion. Gene Ontology annotation, cellular component: cell-cell junction. Bases 85 to 3849 code for a protein of 1254 amino acids.